GACUCGGCUCUGACAUUCGUGCGGGUUUUGCUUUCAUUAUGAUGGCUUUCGUCUUUGGUAUUCCUCUUGUACAUGCGCUUAUACGAGUUUGGGGCAAUAUGACGCUAAUGCUAGACAAUUUACAUAUCACAAUACCCAUUCUGUCAGUUUGUUUACAAUUUGUUAUUAUACGGUGGAAACAAACAGUCGUAGCAUCCAUCAUAAAAACGAUAGCGGAAGAUUGGACAGCGACAAAAUUAAGCACGGAGAGAGACGUGAUGAUAAAACAAGCACGAAUUGCACGGUUAAUCGGAAUCACCGCAUAUGCUGUAAUGGGAUCGGCAUGUAUCAUAAUAACUUUUUUUCCUUAUUUGGGCAUACAAAUUAGACAUUUAACGAAUCUUACGGAUCGUAACAAACCGUUACCGCUACAGACGUAUUACAUCUACGAUACCGAUAAGGAUUUGCAAUUUGUGCUGACGUUUUUCUCUCAAGUCAUACCUAUAUUUCUGGUAAUAAUAACUUACCUUGCAAUAAAUACAUUCUUAGCAUUUGUGAUUCUUCAUAUCUGCGGUCAGUUAGAGAAUUUCAAGUGUCGAAUAGUCAAUUUGGUUUCGUGCAAAGACUUCGACAGAGCUCUGAGUAGCAAUAUAAUGAUUCAUUUACGUCUUAUCAGGUAG
Nylanderia fulva is the source of this 659-nucleotide messenger RNA. The record is from RefSeq and is a predicted model, not a curated record. NCBI's taxonomy places the organism in Eukaryota, Metazoa, Arthropoda, Insecta, Hymenoptera, Formicidae.